Messenger RNA from Gambusia affinis (western mosquitofish), 648 nucleotides. Its product is annotated as phospholipase A2-like. Lineage: Eukaryota; Metazoa; Chordata; Actinopteri; Cyprinodontiformes; Poeciliidae. The transcript has 4 exons. Gene Ontology annotation, molecular function: phospholipid binding; calcium ion binding. The record is from RefSeq and is a predicted model, not a curated record. Gene Ontology annotation, biological process: phospholipid metabolic process; lipid catabolic process; arachidonate secretion. Bases 8 to 538 code for a protein of 176 amino acids.
UCGAACAAUGUACACCUCCCACCUCGCUUGCGUUAGUCUUAUCUGCCUUCUCUCAGCUCUGCUGUGCAAACGGACUCCACGUCCUUUGACUGUAGCCAUGAGCGUGAAGGCCCUUCUGCUGUUUCUCACCGCAUGUGUGGUCAGUGGAGAACAUCUUCCCAUGGCCUUAUGGCAGUUUGGGAAGAUGAUCAGUUGUGCCCAGCCUGGUGUUAAUCCUCUGGUUUACAACGAAUACGGCUGCUGGUGCGGAUUAGGCGGGUCUGGAACGCCGGUGGAUGACGUGGACCGGUGCUGUGAAGCCCAUGAUAAAUGCUACAAAAACAGCAGAAAGAUUCCUGGAUGCGAGGGUGUUUUUGACCUUCCCCACAUUAUCAUUUAUGGCUUCAGCUGCUCAAACAGACAGGUGUACUGCUCAGCAGCCAAUGAUAAGUGUGAGGCUGCAGUCUGCGAGUGCGACCGUGUGGCGGCUCACUGCUUUGCUCGGUACCCUUACGAUCCUGACAACAAGCACCUGGAUCCUCAGCUCUGUGUCAGCUGAGUCACAGCACACAGAGCACGACGUGAGCAGCACAGCCAACCUCCAACUCUGAUGAGUUUCUAGUUAGUGAACGUGAAAUAAAAGGCAUUUGAUCUGCUCACGUUCUGUCA